AUGGCCGACGUCCUCACAAAUGUCUAUGCGCACCGCGUUGACGACGGCUACGACCCCACGAAACUCUUCCAGCGCAAGGUUAACAAGCGCGCGCUGCCCGAUUAUUACGAGGUCAUCAAGGAACCCAUGGCGCUGAGCGAAAUUAAAAAGAAGGUUGCGCAGCAAGAAUACAAGUCAUUCCCCGAAUUCGUACGCGACUUCGCUCUCAUUCCACACAAUGCGCAGGUCUACAACAGGCAGGACUCACAAGCUUAUGUCGAUGCGCUGGAGGUCAAGAAGGUACUUGAGCAGGAGUUGCAGAAGCUGGCCGAGGCAAAGAUUGUGUCCGCAGACGUUAUCAAGCUACCGUACCUCGGCGAGAUUCCAGAACAAGACCCAUUGCUGCCAGAAGAGGAAGAGGAAGAAGAGGAGGAAGAUGACGAGGAAGAUGUAGAAGAGGAGUUGGAAGAGGUCGAUGUCGACGAUGACGACGAAGAUGACGGGAAGCGAAGAAAGAGGCGCGGGCCUCGCUCGACCGCUGCCAUCAUGAAGCGUGAAGGAAAAGCGGACGCGAAAGAGGACCCAGAGUCGCGGAAGAAGCGUGGACGACCACCGCGGGUUGAUACGCCCAUGGAGGCCCGAAUCAAGGCCAUCAUGAAGGCAAUCCGAAAGCCGAGGAACUCGCAAAACAAGCUCAUGGUAUCUGCGUUUGAGCGUGUUCCAGACAAAGCUGUCAUGCCCGAGUAUCACGCCGAGAUCAAGAGUCCGAUGGCCAUGGACGUACUGAAGAGAAAACUCAAGCGGAAGAAGUACAACUCCGUGGACCACUUCAUGCAAGAUGUCGAGCUCAUGUUCGAGAACGCGAAGCAGUACAACGAGGAGGAUAGUCAGAUAUACAAAGAUGCAGUGCACCUGCAAAAGGAGUCGCGCAAGGUUGCCGAGCAAGAGAAGGCAAAAGACGACUCCGAGUUCGUCAUGGAGGAGGGUCGGAUACCCAUGCCCAACGGUAUCCUGCACAAUGGCGAGUUAUGGAAGGUCGGGGACUGGGUGCAUAUCCAAAACGCGAAUGACCUGACGAAGCCCAUCGUAGCUCAGAUCUACCGGACCUGGCAGGAUGCCGAGGGCAGCAAAUGGGUGAACGCAUGCUGGUACUAUCGUCCUGAACAGACCGUGCACCGUUUCGACCGGCACUUCUUGGAAAAUGAAGUGGUCAAGACUGGCCAAUAUCGCGAUCACCCCAUUGACGAAGUCGUAGACCGCUGUUUCGUCAUGUUUGUCACACGAUACAACAAGGGUCGCCCGCGUGACUUCCCAACGGACAAGGAGAUCUAUGUCUGCGAGGCACGCUACAACGAAGAGAAUCACAAGCUGAACAAGAUCAAGACAUGGGCCAGUUGUCUGCCGGACGAGGUUCGCGACAAGGACUACGUAAUGGAUCUGUUUGAUGCACCUCGAAAGCUCAAAAAGAUCCCUAGUCCAAUCGCGUAUCUGCUCAAAGAUGAGCAGAAAGAGACAGACGACUUGCCAAAGCCUGAGUGGGGCGCUGAGAAUGCGCCGCCAAAGAUAGGUGCCGUUCACCGUCGCCCGCGUGACCCAAGGGACUCUCCACCGCCUGAACCAACACCUUCUCCGCCACCGCAGCCCCCGCCAGCCCCAGUUAUGCCUACCCCAUCGAUACCUACACCGCAGAUGAACGGCUACGGCGACACGCGACAGCACUAUCCGCUCGUGGCUCCUUCCCCAUCGCCCAUGCCUGCACAGACGCCGCAGCUGCCCCAUAUGGCAAGUGCGUAUGGUAAUGCAGCCCCGACAUACCACAAUCACUCACAGUCGCCCGCUCCCCACUCUUAUCAGGCUGCACCUCAAUCGACCGGCUACCAGGCCAUCACCCCCAGCUUGCCGUUGUCGACGCCUCAGCCGCCCGCGGCCAUACCACAGUAUGCAACACCACGGGCUCCCCCUUCGUAUCAACAGCCUGUCAUGCAGCAACCGCCUGGGGGGUAUAGAGCGCCACAGCCAGUUGAGGUGUACGUCUUGCCGGAUCACGCCAACCUGUCCAUCCCUGCAGAUGUUCGGGAGCAAUUUCAGCGAGAUGAACAGGGCCGCGUAUUGUUUUUCACAGCGCCACCGGCCAACGACUCGGGUUUCGUCAAAGAAGAAGGCCAGGCUCUGGGUCAUUCUGCCAGCUACCUCGCCAUGAGAGCAAAGCGCGAUGCCCAGCGCGCCGCCAAACGCAAGGCCGACGAAGCUGGCGCGACCGAGCGUGAGGAAGCGGCGAAGAAGAUGCGCGAAGAGGCGGAAGAGAAAUUGAAGAGGGAUGUCGCAGCUCUCCGCACCAAAGCCAUAGACGCGCUUGGGGAUCAGCUUGCUUUGGCUACCAAGAGUGAGCUACAGGCGUUACUGGGCAACGAGAACGCAGGAGCUUUAGCGAAGAGUUUGGAUCGACUGGUAGCGGUGCAGGGCGAUGCAGUAUCGAAGCGUCUGGCAAGAGAGGCCAAGUUGGAGCAGCAGAAAGCAGCUGCACAGAAGUCCAUCACAGGUAUGACUGUUCGUUUGGAAGAGAAGAUCUGAGCUGUGUAGUGGUUGCUGCGUUAUCUCUUGUUUUGGCAGCAUGGCGUUUGCUGGUGGGAAUGGACACCAAUGCUCGUGGCGCUCAUGGAAAUAUGCCGUACCAUUGUAGUUGUUUGAAACCAAAAGAUAUUC
Messenger RNA from Paraphaeosphaeria sporulosa, 2682 nucleotides. Its product is annotated as chromatin structure-remodeling complex protein rsc1. The transcript is spliced from 3 exons. The record is from RefSeq and is a predicted model, not a curated record. Gene Ontology annotation, cellular component: RSC-type complex. Gene Ontology annotation, molecular function: chromatin binding; protein binding. Lineage: Eukaryota; Fungi; Ascomycota; Dothideomycetes; Pleosporales; Didymosphaeriaceae. The coding region runs from base 1 to 2550 and encodes 849 amino acids. Gene Ontology annotation, biological process: chromatin remodeling.